AUGGGUGCAUACAAGUACAUGCAAGAGAUUUGGCGUCACAAGCAGUCGGAUGUGAUGCGCUUCCUGCUGCGCGUCCGCACCUGGCAGUACCGCCAACUGAACGUCGUCCACCGGUGCCCUCGCCCGACUCGUCCCGAGAAGGCUCGCCGUCUGGGAUACAAGGCCAAGCAGGGCGUCCUCGUCUACCGCAUCCGAAUCCGCCGUGGUGGUCGCAAGCGCCAGGCUCCCAAGGGUGCCACUUAUGGUAAGCCCAAGAACCACGGUGUGAACGAGCUGAAGCCCAAGCGAAACCACCAGGCUAUCGCUGAGGAGCGUGUUGGUCGUCGUGUGGCCAAGGCCCUGCGAAUCCUCGGCUCCUACUGGGUUGGCCAGGACUCCACCUUCAAGUUCUACGAGGUCAUCUGCAUCGAUCCCUUCCACAAGGCAAUCCGUCGCGACCCCAAAAUCAACUGGAUCUGCGCCGCUGUGCAGAAGCACCGAGAACUGCGCGGCCUGACCAGCGCCGGCAAGAAGCACCGUGGUCUGCGAGGAUCUGGUGUUGGCUAUUCGAAGACCAUUGGCGGCUCUCGUCGUGGCAACUGGCGCAGACGCAACAUCCUCCAGCUCCGCCGAAAGCGUUAA
This is a messenger RNA of Rhagoletis zephyria (snowberry fruit fly), 621 nucleotides long. NCBI's taxonomy places the organism in Eukaryota, Metazoa, Arthropoda, Insecta, Diptera, Tephritidae. The record is from RefSeq and is a predicted model, not a curated record.